Eriocheir sinensis (Chinese mitten crab) is the source of this 3464-nucleotide messenger RNA. Its product is annotated as zinc finger and SCAN domain-containing protein 2-like. Gene Ontology annotation, biological process: regulation of DNA-templated transcription. Gene Ontology annotation, molecular function: DNA-binding transcription factor activity, RNA polymerase II-specific; RNA polymerase II cis-regulatory region sequence-specific DNA binding. The coding region runs from base 288 to 3410 and encodes 1040 amino acids. NCBI's taxonomy places the organism in Eukaryota, Metazoa, Arthropoda, Malacostraca, Decapoda, Varunidae. The transcript has 10 exons. The record is from RefSeq and is a predicted model, not a curated record.
GGCAGGGCGGGCAGGGGGCAUGUGCCCAGGGAGUGACGCUCAGGGGAAGGCAGCCCGUGGAGUAACCCCGGGGAGGAGUAUUGCCUGGCCACGGGCGGAGGUGCGCGGCCCUUGGGUUGGCAUUCCUGCGGGGCGGCGGCAGACCAGCGGGCACCCUGCACCACGGCCUGCACCGCGGCACUCCCCGGGGCGGCGCUCCCCGGGGCCCCACCCUGGGCUGGCCGCUGAGAUCGUGCCGUGGCGGUGCCCUGGCCGCCGUGUUCGCCACCCGGCAGCCGCUCGUUAAAAUGGAGGGGCUGCCUUUGGAUGUCUCGCCCCUGGGUGAUGAGGGGGCCCAGAUGAUCACCCUGGUGGAGACGUCAGCGCUGGAGGAGGACGGGACACAGCCGCCCAACGUGCACAUUCUUACUGCGCACCAGCUGGAGAGAGAGACAGAACAGCUGCAACAUCAUGAGGAGAGGGAGCAGCCCCACCCCAUGAGCCACCAGCUACAGAUUGAGCUGACUGAGCAGCCCAGAGUACAGCGAGACCCUCCACAGUCCAGCCCCCACUGCCUGGUGUGCAAUGCCAAGCUCGGGGUGUCUGCGCGGGGAGCCAUGGAGGUGUUCUCUGAGAAGGCAAAGACUUCCCAUCGGCAGUUACAAGUCCACAUCAUCCUGAGCACCAUCGUCAACCAGGAUGUGAGUGCAGUUGUGGCUCACUCAAGUAUUGUGUGCAAGAAGUGCUUCAAGCUCAUUGAUGAUAUUGAUUCCUUGGAGGGCCAACUCAUCAAUAUGAAGCAGGUUGUGACAAAUAAGUACAUGAGGACCUUGGCCUUGGUGAAGCAGGACAGUGCAGUGCCUGAGGGGGUGGACAACGUGCUUGAGGAGGAUACACUCAACUUGGAGGCAUCAUCCCUCACUAAGGACGACAAGGACUUCAAGGUGUACAUGGGAUCAGAGGGACCAUUAAGAAAGACGAUCCCCGCUGCUACCGGCUUAAUGCACAGUCAUGCCAGCCAAAGUGGUGGUGGAGCAGGCAAGGUGAAGAGGGCCCGCAGGGGGCGCUCCAGAGGUCGACCACCCAGUGUUAAGCUGGAGGUGAAGCAGGAGGAUGCUGUGGAGGUGAUCACUGGCCUAGCUGCCAGUGAGAGUGUGGAGUCCCUCAAACAUCAGGCAAGUGGUGGGAAGGGCUUGCUGGGGUCUUCUGACAGCAAUGACGGCCUCAGUGGGAGACUUGAGAGCAACCUGGAGGAGGACGGGGGAACAGACAUGCUGAUGGUGGAGGAGGAAAUGCUGGAGGACUCUGUGGUUGUGGAGACAGUGGAGGACGUGAUGGAGGUUGAUGGCCUGGACCUGGAGGACACGGGGGGUUGUGUGCAGAUCAGCGGAUUAACCUUGCCAUCUCUAGGGGGCCAUGAGCUGGAUGGCGUGGAGCAGGAGGAGCCAGGUGGAGGUCUCCAUGCCGAUCACCACCUGCUGGAGGAGGGAGCUGAGAAGUACAAGUGCCGCUUCUGCUCCCUCAAGACCUCAGUUCUGGCAGACAUCCAGACACACAUGAGAGAGAUGCAUCCUGAGCGGCUGUACGAGUGUGAGGUGUGCAAGGAGAGGCUCACCACGAAGGCUGAUCUGGUGUGUCAUUUGGAGCAGCACAUUGCCUCUGGAGAGAAGCCGUACAUCUGCACCAUGUGUCCACGUAAGUAUGCUCUCCCCAGACAACUCAAGGAGCACAUCAGACACCACAUGAACAAGACCUUUGGCUGCACACACUGUACGAAGCGCUUCAGGUCAGAGGCGGCGCUCCAGGAGCACUUCAACGUUCACACGGGUAAUCGCCCCUACGCUUGUGACCAGUGCUGCAAAAAGUUCACCUCCAAACACAUCCUCAAGACCCACAUGAAGACCCACGGGGUGCGGCAGCGGCCACACCAGUGCACGACAUGUGGUAAGAACUUCCUCACCUCGCAUCACCUUACUGACCACCUGAAUGUGCAUGAAGGUAAGAAAAACUAUAUAUGUGAAAACUGUGGAAAAGCUUUUGCCACACAAAGGAGUCUAGAUCUGCAUGCCAUCACUCAUUCUGGAGUGAAAAACUUUCCAUGUUCGAUAUGCCACAAACUGUUUGCUAGAAAAGGUGAAGUGGAGGACCACGAGAGGACUCACACCGGUGAAAAACCAUUCCAGUGCGAAAUUUGUGGUUCCACUUUUAGUCAGAGGAGCAAUCUUCAGUCCCAUAAGAGAACAACCCAUUACCAGGAAAAACGGUACCAGUGUAAUCAGUGUCACAAGGCUUUCAAACGGAAGAGACUCCUUGUGUACCAUGUGAUGAGCGUUCACACAGGGGAGAGACCUUACAAAUGUGAUCAGUGCAACGCUGGCUUUGUGUACCCUGAGCACUACAAGAAACACCUCAGGAUACACACAGGGGAGAAACCGUUCAAGUGCGACAUCUGCGGCAAAACAUUCAACUCGAGGGACAAUCGGAAUGCUCACAAGUUCAUACACUCGGACAAGAAGCCAUACGAGUGCAUGCUGUGCGGUGCUGGCUUCAUGCGGAAACCCAUGUUGGCUUCCCAUCUACAGCAACAUGGCCACACUGAGAACCUGGAAAAAUACAUCAAGGUCAACCCUCCAACAGUGGUGGCAGUCGAGGGGGGAAGGGGGGAUGGGGAAACCAGUCCAGGUGCUACCGUUCGCACCAUGAAGCUUGACGAGGACCAGAGUCUUGAAACGAGCUUGGAUGGGCCUGUGCAGUUGGUGAGAGGUGGAGUGAGGGAGGGGGAAACAGUGGAGGUGGUGUCGAGGCCAGUCCACAUAAUCGAUGCGGAUGAUUUGCCACGGUACAUCAUCCAUGCCACACCCAGUGGAGAACGGACAGAGGAGGGAAUGGGCCACUUCUUUGCCUCCCUCCAGGGCCAGGUGGUGGAGGUUCGAGCUGAGGACCUUGAACGCUACACAGACCUCACCCCUGACCAGAUGACACAGGUGGCACAAGUUGCUGCCCAGGUUGUGACAGGCCAGCCAGCCACCAGUGGAAUUCAGCAAGUCUCUGUUUCCAGCGACCUCCGACCUUUCAACAUCCAACUUGAGCCGGCCACCAGGGAGGUCACUUUGCAGACACAGGCAGGCACCACACGUGAGGUAUCUGCUUCUAUCGGAGUCGCCACUGCCACCGUGACCACUCGGGACGUGACCCUCCCCACCAUCAGCCACGUGCAGGGAGCCAGUGGAACCACGGUGUUGGUUGGUGGCAGGCAGGUACAGUAUGAAGCUGGGGGCCUAGGGCAAGGCACACUAAGAAAGGUGCUGACAGAUAGGGAGGAUCUGCGCACAAUAUCUGUACACAACAUGGCACAGACAGACGCACGCCAAGUUCGUCACUGGCAACAGCAGCCUGUCACCACGCCUGCAAACAACUUCAUUGGAGAUUAGAGCUUAAAAUAAUUCCUUUCUAAUUUAAUGAUGUAGUUGACUUGUAAAACAUCA